Macrobrachium nipponense is the source of this 1788-nucleotide messenger RNA. RefSeq lists its product as uncharacterized. The transcript is spliced from 9 exons. The record is from RefSeq and is a predicted model, not a curated record. Lineage: Eukaryota; Metazoa; Arthropoda; Malacostraca; Decapoda; Palaemonidae. The coding region runs from base 23 to 1234 and encodes 403 amino acids.
CGUAGUCAGGUAUUCCAUCAGGAUGGGUGUGAAACGACUUCUCUUGUGUCUGGCAAUUUUUGCUUUUCUGAAAGGAGGCAAUGGUUCCAGAAGUGCUGCUCUGGAUGAGCUGGUCACUUCUGCAAUGUGUUCCUUCCGCAAACACCUUUCUAGAGGAUGGGCAGAGAUAGGAGUUCCACCCUUAGAUCCUGUUGGGAUCCCUUUGCUGGGGUUACCAGAUAACAUCGAUAAAAUAACGACAUAUGGCCAGUACACAGCUAUGAACGCCAAAGGCUUGGCCGAUUUCGCCAUUGAGGAUGUCGAUUCUAACGUGCUUUUCAUGAGGACCGCCAUUAGGCUAAAUGUACCCUCACUUGAAAUUACAGGGAGCCAUGUUACCCUUGGUGAAUCCAGCUCCGAGAUACAAAAUGUGCUUAUUGGUAUUGGUGUCACAUUCACAUUGGCAGAAGAGGAACUCCUCUUGGAAGUUGAUGAGGUGGAUGUUCUAUUUGAUUUUAAGUUUGAUGGUAAAUCUUCAGAGGGAGAACGGCUAGCGGAGGACGAAAUUGUUGAUCUUCUGAAAGUAACUUACCAGGGCUACUUUGAAAAGGCCAUUGCAUAUGAGAUCACAGCAGCAAUUGAGGCAACAGGAGAGGACGAUGACUAUGAAAAUGGAGACUCUAUAGACGAUUUCUUCGAUCGACUCUUUGCUGACAUCAGGCAACUCAUUCUGGAGAACAACCUCGAUCCAAUGCAUCUUCCUCAGGAUAGUGAUAAUUUUACUUUAACCCUAUUCAACACGACGGUGGACGGCAGUGUGACAGUUCACAAAGGAUCCUUAGGCGGGCUCUCAACCCUCCACAGAGCAGGAAAUAUGAGCGCAAGAUUUAUUGGUCUGAAAGCAGAGAUCAUUUGGGAUGGAGAAGUUGGAUUUGAUGACCUUGAGAUUGAUUACUCCUUUGACCUAAACUUCCCUCUCUUCGGGAAAGAGCUCACUUACGCCAUCAAGAUGUCUUACGUUCACCUUAGCUUUGAGACGGACGUUUUUGUAUUGAGGCAGAACAUCACGUUGGCCAGGUGCAACAUCACGGAAUUGGGGCCGAUCCACUACAAGGAAAAAGGAGCUGGUCCUCUCGAUACACCUAUGUACAACCUUCUCGUGAACACCUUCUUGGGAAGCCUCCACCACUACGUCAUGAAGAUCGGAGAAGGGGUCGUGUGCAGCCUGUUGGAGGACGUCCUAUCUCACGUAUAAGGUCGUCCUCACUACCAAUGGUCGUAGCCAGGAAAAGGGUCACUGCUGGAAGAAAAUCAUUCUCCAAGUUAAUUAUGAAAAUCAUUGGGGCGAGGAAUGUAAACUUAUGAAUAACCUUUUUCAUUCCUUCUGCCUUGGAUGCGCCAGUAGGCCUACUGGACACCAUGGGAUUGCUGGCGAAGAUGAAGUCGUAGUUUUCACAUAUUUGAAUAUUACGAACGCUUUCAAAAUAUUUUUUUUCUUGUUAGUGUCAUGGUCUUAUUUGAUCCUUGUCCUGUUAGAACAUUCUAAUAAAUAAGAUACACGAUGAAUUACAUAAGUUUUUCGACAGCAAGCGAAGAUCAAGUCGUAGUCUUCACGACAUUUUGACCUGAAAUAUUUGAUUCUGAUGUUAAGAAUGAUUUCAAAAUAACUUUUUUUUUCUGGGUUGUCUGCCAUGGUUUUAUUUUAUCGUUGCCCUGUUUGAACAUUCUAAUAAAUAAGACACGUGAUGAAUUACAUACGUUUUCAUAUGAAUUAUGGACAAAUGAACAAUGUAAUAAACAAUGCACUCA